Coniosporium apollinis CBS 100218 is the source of this 192-nucleotide messenger RNA. RefSeq lists its product as uncharacterized. NCBI's taxonomy places the organism in Eukaryota, Fungi, Ascomycota, Dothideomycetes. The record is from RefSeq and is a predicted model, not a curated record. The transcript has a single exon. Bases 1 to 192 code for a protein of 63 amino acids.
AUGGCCGCUUUCGACCACUCCCUCAUCGCCCGCAGCGAGGCAACCAUCAGCCACCUCGCCAAGCGCAACUUCGCCCAGGAAGAGCCCGGCGUCAUCCUCGUGUUCUGCAUCAUCGGCGUCGUCGCCAUCCUCCUCCUAGCUCUCUUCAUCAACAGGAAGCUCCAGGCGCGCAAGGACCGCGCACCGGCAUAA